AGAAAUGACUACUGAAGAACCUUCACCUCAUUCCCACGAUCAUAUCGAACAUAAUCAUUCCAAGGAAAAUCCAAAUAAAAUAACUAGUAUGCUUCAUUCUAUGGCCAUGCAUUUUCAUUUUGGUUCAAAGGAAUCUAUCCUUUUUAGUUUUUGGAAUACUGAUUCUGCCUUAGGUAUUUUUGGCUCUUGUCUAAUUAUUUUUAUUUUUUGUCUCUGUUUGGAAUUUACUCGUUUAUUUCGCAUUUAUCGAAAAAAGAAAUUAUUUAAUAGACAAGAUGGAAAUUUAUCUACAACUGAUUCAACUAUUGGCCAAAUUUGGGCAAUUUAAU
Molecule: messenger RNA, 329 nt
Organism: Meloidogyne enterolobii
Lineage: Eukaryota; Metazoa; Nematoda; Chromadorea; Rhabditida; Meloidogynidae
Source: the annotation of a GenBank genome assembly